UGCCCUGUGGUUUUGUUGAGUAAGUUGCUGAAAGUUUUAGCGUGUGUAAUUGUAAGUGGGAGAAAAGUUAGCAAAAAUCUCAAGAAAUAACCUUAAGCUCGUUAAAAGGGCAUUUGUAUUUCUUUCAUACGAAGAGAUUGAUAAAAGCGUCGUCGGAAAAGCGAAUUUAUCGCUUUGAUGUAGUCGAACAUUCCAUUGUUACCCAUUAGGACAGUUCAGUUUAGGGAACCAGAAGACGGUUAGUUUAAACGUUUGAGUACUUGUCUGGAUAAAAGCCGAAAGAACAAAAAUGUCAGAUUGCAGCGACCUCGAUCGGCAGAUUGAACAACUGAGAAGAUGUGAAAUUAUAAAAGAAAGUGAAGUUAAAGCUCUUUGUGCCAAGGCAAGGGAAAUUCUUAUAGAAGAAGGAAAUGUUCAGAAAGUUGAUUCUCCUGUCACAGUUUGUGGUGACAUCCAUGGGCAGUUUUAUGACUUAAAAGAAUUAUUCAAGGUUGGCGGCGAUGUUCCUGACACAAACUACCUAUUUUUGGGUGAUUUCGUGGAUAGAGGAUUCUACAGUGUCGAAACAUUUUUGUUACUUUUGGCUUUAAAAGUCAGAUACCCCGACAGAAUAACGCUGAUUCGUGGAAAUCACGAAAGCAGACAAAUCACGCAGGUUUAUGGUUUUUACGAUGAAUGUGUCAGAAAAUACGGAUCAGUAACAGUGUGGAGAUACUGCACCGAAGUGUUCGAUUUUCUAAGUUUGUCUGCAAUCAUCGACGACCGAAUAUUUUGUGUACAUGGCGGUCUAUCUCCUUCGAUCACAACUCUAGACCAGAUUCGAACAAUCGACAGAAAGCAAGAGGUUCCCCAUGAUGGUCCUAUGUGCGACCUUCUCUGGUCAGACCCGGAAGCCAUUUUUUCAGAUACUCAAGGCUGGGGUGUUAGCCCAAGAGGAGCUGGCUAUCUAUUUGGCAGUGAUGUCGUUGCACAGUUCAACGCCACAAACAACAUCGACUUGAUAUGCCGUGCUCAUCAGCUUGUGAUGGAAGGCUACAAGUGGCAUUUUAACGAAACUGUUUUAACUGUAUGGUCAGCGCCAAACUACUGCUAUAGAUGCGGUAACGUUGCGGCCAUACUAGAACUCGAUGAACACCUGAACAAGGAUUUCACAAUUUUUGAAGCCGCUCCUCAGGAGGUUCGAGGUAUUCCUGCGAAAAGACCGCAAGCCGAUUACUUUUUAUAGAAAGGACUCGAGUGAUCGUUUUUGUUCACGUAAAUUACCCCAAAGGCCGUUUCCCACCACAAUUACCUGCCAGCAACGAUAGCAAUCGACGAAGAGUUAAAUGAACUUAUGAAUAAAUAUGCAAAGAAACUGCGCUUCUCACAAUUCAAUUUCAUCUUUAGAUCCUACAAAAUAUGACUAAACAAUGUAAAUUUGGAUUGUUGCUUCAGGCUUAUCUUAUAGUUCAAGAAAGUUUUUUUCUCACUUGUAUUACAAUGUCUUAUUUUUGCAAAUUUUCUUUUUAACUUUGAGUAUGUUAGUGACAUUAAAAUAUUCUUUAAAAUAUGAUUUGGAAAGU
This is a messenger RNA of Rhopilema esculentum, 1562 nucleotides long. RefSeq names its product serine/threonine-protein phosphatase 4 catalytic subunit. NCBI's taxonomy places the organism in Eukaryota, Metazoa, Cnidaria, Scyphozoa, Rhizostomeae, Rhizostomatidae. The record is from RefSeq and is a predicted model, not a curated record. Gene Ontology annotation, molecular function: protein serine/threonine phosphatase activity.